Talaromyces marneffei is the source of this 318-nucleotide messenger RNA. RefSeq lists its product as uncharacterized. The transcript has 2 exons. Lineage: Eukaryota; Fungi; Ascomycota; Eurotiomycetes; Eurotiales; Trichocomaceae. The record is from RefSeq and is a predicted model, not a curated record. The coding region runs from base 1 to 318 and encodes 105 amino acids.
AUGGCAACCGUCGAGCGCAUCACUCUGUUCAACAUCCCCAAGGAGGAGCAUCGCGCUCAAUUGGUUGAAGAGUACAAGCGGCUCGUCAAAACUGCCGUCAAGGAUGGCAAUCCAUAUAUAACCAACGUCUCCUUUGGUCCCGCACUCCCCGAUCCCCGGAAUCGGGGAUACAAUUUCGGCGUCAAGAUGACGUUUGCGACGCUGGAGGAUUUGAAGUUUUAUGAUGCCGAGUGUCCGGCACAUCAGACGUUCAAGGCGUUCUUGAGCGGGAGGAAGGAGGGGGAUGUUUUGACGGUUUAUUUUGAGAAUGCAGCGUGA